AUGUACGGGGACAUGGGAGUCAAAUUGGUCCAACAUGCGAAACGGACACAGAACCUUGCCCAUCUCCCACCCUACCAGACGGAGCUCGUGCGAGCCGUGACGAGAGAGGUCCGGGACCUCGACAAGGAUGUGGCAGACCUGCUGGAGCCGUUCCAAGGCUCGUUCGAUCCGGCCGCCGAUCAGGCUGUCGCCUGUACGCUCCUCGUGAACCAUCUCUCCAUGCGCCGCAACAAGCGAUGCCUGUUGGCGUACCACAGGACGCGGACGGACAAGCUUGAGGAGCUCGUAUGGAACGGUUCCGACGUCGUCGACCUGUCGGGGCAGCAGCUGCGCGAGUCUGCCGGCGGUGCCAACGGAGCAUCCGCGGCAGGCGCUGAGGGGCCGACGAGCAGCUUGAGCCCGCAGGAGGAGGACUACGUCCGGCAGUACAGCGACCUCCUGGCCGCAUACAAGGGGCAGUGGACAGACAUUGACUUGACGGGCAGUCUCGAACCCCCGAGAGACCUCUUCAUCGAUGUCCGCGUGCUCAAGGACGCUGGCGAGAUCCAGACAGAAUACGGAGCAAUUACGUUGACAAAGAACAGCCAAUUUUACGUGCGGCAGGGCGACGUGGAGCGACUUAUUGCCCAGGGGUACCUGCAGAAACUGAGUUGA
This is a messenger RNA of Purpureocillium lilacinum, 654 nucleotides long. RefSeq names its product DNA replication protein psf1. NCBI's taxonomy places the organism in Eukaryota, Fungi, Ascomycota, Sordariomycetes, Hypocreales, Ophiocordycipitaceae. The record is from RefSeq and is a predicted model, not a curated record. Gene Ontology annotation, cellular component: GINS complex. Gene Ontology annotation, biological process: DNA replication; DNA strand elongation involved in mitotic DNA replication.